Messenger RNA from Amphiprion ocellaris (clown anemonefish), 2701 nucleotides. RefSeq names its product UDP-glucuronosyltransferase 2A3-like. The record is from RefSeq and is a predicted model, not a curated record. Gene Ontology annotation, molecular function: UDP-glycosyltransferase activity. NCBI's taxonomy places the organism in Eukaryota, Metazoa, Chordata, Actinopteri, Pomacentridae. The transcript has a single exon. Bases 16 to 1599 code for a protein of 527 amino acids.
UUGUUUUUAUGUCAGAUGAGGCUGAUCUAUUAUUGCACUGCUUUGCUGCUGCUCAUCCUUCUGCCCAGAACGUGUCAAGGUGGCAACAUCUUGGUCUUUCCUAUGGAAGGCAGCCACUGGAUAAACAUGGAUAUCCUACUUCAAGCUCUGCACUCCAGAGGACAUAAUGUCACGAUUGUGCGUUCAAGCCAAAGCUGGUACAUCAAGGAUAACUCCACGUAUUACAGUACCUACACAGUUCCAAUAGAAAUUGGCUUUGAGAGGGAGUUCAUCUCAAGAACCAUUUCUGAGAUCAUAGAUUUUCAACGGGGAGCUCUUCCCUUGACAAGUUUUUUCCAUUUGGCUGUCGGCAUGCUUGGCACACUUACUGAAGCUCACAGAGGUUUGGAUGAAUUUGCAUCAGGGAUGCUAGAUGACAAAAAGUUCAUGAGAACGUUGAAUGACACCAAGUUUGACCUGGUCCUCACUGAUCCCUGCUGGGGAGGUGGAAUCAUUCUGGCCAAAUAUUUGAACCUUCCUUUGGUUUAUAAUGUUCGCUGGCUCAUACCUGAAGAAGCUCAUAUUUCCAUUGCCCCUUCACCCAUAUCUUAUAUUCCUAUCAUGGGAUCUGGCUUAACUAAUCAGAUGACCUUUUUCCAGAGAGUUAAAAACAUGAUUUACUAUGUAGUAUCCCAAACACAAAAGCAUCUGGUGGCAAAGAAAGUAUAUCAGAAAAUAUGUGACAAAUAUCUUGGACCCAAUAAUGAUUUUAACCAGUUAAUGAUUGAUGCAGACAUCUGGCUGAUGAGAGCGGACUUUGUGUUUGAGUUCCCUCGUCCCACAAUGCCUAAUGUUGUGUACAUGGGAGGGUUCCAGUGUAAACCUGCUAAACCUCUGCCUCAACACUUGGAGGAGUUUGUGCAGAGUUCUGGAGAGCAUGGAGUCAUCAUCAUGUCUCUGGGGACUUUUGUGAAUGAACUACCUGCUGACAUGGCAAAUGAGAUCGCUGCAGCUUUUGCUAAACUUCCUCAGAAAGUCAUCUGGAGGUAUAAAGGCAGCAGACCAUCCACUCUGGCCAACAACACUUUAUUGGUGGACUGGAUGCCUCAGAACGACCUUCUAGGACAUCCUAAAGUAAAAGUGUUUGUGGCUCACGGAGGAACAAACGGAGUCCAAGAAGCUCUUUAUCAUGGAGUCCCAGUUGUGGGCAUCCCCGUGGCAUUUGACCAAUAUGACAACUUGCUCCGACUAGAAGACAGAGGAGCAGCUAAGAUUCUUACAUUAUCUACAGUGGACAAAGACAACAACUUCCUAAAAGCUAUCCAGGAGGUCCUGAAUGAACCCUCCUACAGGAUGAACAUGCAGAGACUCUCCAGGCUGCACAGAGAUCAGCCAAUAACACCGAUGGAUAACGCCCUCUUCUGGAUCGAGUUUGUCAUGAGACACAAAGGUGCAGCUCACCUGAAACCAGCAUCACUCAGAAUGUCCUGGUAUUCCUACCACUCUGUAGACGUAGCUCUGUUCCUGGGUGGAGCUGUGCUGCUCAUGCUUCUAUCUACUUUCUUCUUGAUUAGGUGUUUGUGUAAUGCAAUGUGUAAACCUAAAGUGAAACGUGAGUAAUGAUUUAAGGGAUAUACAGACAGGUGAAAAAUUAAACCAACUUCUCUUUUCGGUUUGGACCCCACAACAUAACAAAACCACCAGAUCUUCUCUCCGUAGUGUUCAAGUAUUCAGUCCAUUUUCUUAGUGCACACCACACAUGCAUCCGUCUAUUUGUUAAGACAGUGGUGAAGGAUGACUCAUUUCACCAGGGUUAAUAGAAUCUGACUCCCUUUUGGAGCCAUCCUCAAUUAUAAAUUCUAAGAAAUGCAGUUUUUGCCUCUUCUACACUGGCUUUGUUUUUCAGUUCCAGACAUUGCCACUUAACGCUGUAGAUCAAAAUCUCCAACCCUCUUUUCUUAUGUUUUCCUGUAGAUAAAAUGCAGACUUGAGACAUGUUAGUAUUCCCAUUGAAAACAGUGCCAGUUAACUGGUCUUUGUGGCUGAAGCUCCUGCCAUCCGUUCCAGAGCAAUGAACCCUUUCUUAGACUCACUUCAAUCUUUCCUUCUUUCAGUCGUGAUAGAAAACCAGCAACAACUGGGUCAGCAUUUUUCAUUUUUUCACAUGCAACAAAUUCUGACUGGACGUUAACUACUUCAUUGUGAAUUGUAGCAUGUAUGUUGGUUGUGUUUCUCCACUCUUCAAUUUAGUUUUUCCUUUUAUUUGUUACCUGUCUGUACAAUAUGUCAACAAAUUCUAUUUUUAAACUGAAUGCCAUGAAAAAAUUGCAUUUAUCAUGAGAUUAUUAUGGAAUUGCUUAAUAUUCAGAUUUUAGUAAAUUAUUUGGAUUAACUAAAUGGAUGUUGUGACCAUCUUCAUAAUAACAUGGUAGAAUUGAAUCAGAAGGAAUGAAUGUAAAUUUGGUUUGAAAUUAUUUGUCCCAUUGUGGAUAUUUAUACUCAAUCUAGGUGUUGAAAUCAUUUUCAGUUCUGUGUAUAUGUGUGUUUCUGUGUUUAUACCUGAAUAGGCAUGUGAAGCGUACAGGUUAUGAGGGUCUCCCAGUUGUUUUAAUACCAGAAUGUGUACUUUUUUUAACUCUUUGUAGAACAUUUCAAAAGAAAACCAUUACACAAUACUGAAAAAAGAAAUGUCAAGCUGUAAGAGAACUGUACAAUAAAUCAG